AUGAAGGCGAGCGUGGAAGGCGAAAAGGUGAUACUGGUGCCUUACAUGAGAGAGCACGUGCCUAAAUACCACGAUUGGAUGCAAGAUCCUGCCAUCCUCGAAGCCACCGCUUCCGAAUCCCUCACACUCGAACAAGAAUUUGACAUGCAAGUCUCCUGGACGCAAGACCCCCUCAAGCAGACUUUUAUAGUACUGGACAAAGAAUUGGUUGUUGGAGACUUCAUUCCUGGAGAUCCCCAUGUUGAAGCCAUGGUUGGUGAUGUGAAUAUAUAUAUGAAUGACAUGGAUGACCCCCAAAUGGCAGAGAUUGAAAUAAUGAUUGCUGAACUGAAAAGUCGUGGCAAAGGACUUGCGCAGGAGUCAGUUCUGAUGAUGAUAGUAUUUGCAGUUGAGAAUUUCAACAUCCAUGCUUUUCAUGCCAAAAUUGGUGAAUCAAACAAAGCUUCUCUUAAUCUAUUCUACAAAUUGGGCUUUAAGAAGAUUUCUUACAGUGAGGUCUUCAAAGAGGUUACAUUGGAAUUGCCAAUAACAGAAUCUUCCCGUGAGAAGCUACAUCAAUUAAUUGAAUUGCAGAAGCAGCUAAUGCUUGCUCCAGCCAUUAUUGGGCCCAGUAGGAUUGGUUCCUCAUGCAAUCCAGCCCCUUUGAAAUCUGACUGGCCAGUGAAACAAUUUUCUGAUGAGCUUCUUGAUAUGUGA
Messenger RNA from Fraxinus pennsylvanica, 696 nucleotides. The record is from the annotation of a GenBank genome assembly. NCBI's taxonomy places the organism in Eukaryota, Viridiplantae, Streptophyta, Magnoliopsida, Lamiales, Oleaceae.